GCUAUAUAAAGAUAUGAUUUUUAUUAUUAUAAAAUUAUGUGCCUACAAGUUUUAUCAGUUUUACCCAUUGAAAAGACCGAAAAAUUACCAUAAUUUGGGAUGUUGACAUAACUAGAAGUUAUUGGAACAACACCAAUCUAAAUGGCCCCUUCAUGUUAACAUACCAAGAAUAUUCUUCUUGGCAUGCCAUUAAUGCCCUCCAGUUAAUCUUGUCUUAUUACUUUUAUGUGGUUUUCCUGAUUUACAAGUGAACAUCAACAUCAGGAAUAACUGUGUGAUAUAACAAGGCACUGGUCCAAGAAAGAAAACAAAAUUAGCAGACUAGUUUCAAAAUUUUAAUGUUCUUUUUACUCCACACUUUCUUCAUAACAUAUUAAAGGAGGAACCAGAUGCAUUGUGUUUAUUUUUUACUAAAAUACUAUAACUGAUGCUAAAAAGUUGUCAAAAACAACCAGAUACAUUGUUAUUUCAAACCUAAUGAAAAUAAACUGUAACUCAAACUUUCAAAGCAAGGGAAAUAGUUUCAAUAAAAACUCUUAUCAUUUUUUAAUAGCAAAAUCAUUCUAUAUGCCCAUUAUAUGACACCCUUUAUAACAAACUAUAAAACAGUCAUUGACCUAAAUUCUUUUUUAAUACCUCGUGUGCACUACACGAUGAAUGUAAUAAAAUGGUGUUGCCUCAUUAAUCCACCAAGCUGACCCUGUAGGGUUGUGACACCUUUACACUCAGUCUUGGCCUGGACAUACAUACUUUGGGGGCAAUCGCUGGACCUGAGGCAAGCCUAAGUUCUUUCCAGUUUUUUAGUCUGUAUACCGAGUCCAAUAUUGUUAGUAUGCACCUGUAAAAGAUGCAGUGCUACGUGCAGGUAUAGUGAAACAAGAUGUGACUGCUGAUAAAGACCUGGAUUUCUCCACCUAAUACAUAUGAAUGGUAAUUGUUUUAAAUAACAAAACUGAUGACUACCUCCAUUAAAGUACUACUGUAGUAGUGCCAUGCUGACCAUGUGGCAACUCAUCACUGCAGUUCUAAUGAUAAAUACGUCUACAGUGGCCAGUCUUAGAUUAAUGCCCAAAGACCCAGUGGUUGAAGCUGGCUCUUCACUCACUCUCACCUGUUACCUGGAGGAUCCCAACCUCCAGCCCAAGAAUAUCUACUUCAGCUAUAGCUUCCACAAUAUUUACAAAAACUUCUCUCAGGAGAAUGUUGCAGUGCUUGAUAACUCCACUGUGCAACUCCAUGUUAAAGAUGUACGUAAAGGCACCUACUAUUGUGAUCAUAAUCCAAGUACUGGAUAUGAGGCUCAGUAUGUGGAAGUGGGAUGUGAGUAUGCAUUUUAUCACUGUCCAUGCAGCGUAACAUGCAACAGCAGCUUAGGCAGCACAUGCACGCAUUGCAUGCCACUGUCAUGUAUAUACUACAAAAUAAUCAUGUCAGACUGUAACAAAAAGUUAAUAUGUCAUAUGGCUUUCUUUUUCAAAGACCCCCCAGAUAAGGCUACCAUUUCUUGUAUCUCAUACAACUUUGAGGAAUUAACCUGCAGCUGGACCACAGGAAGAGACCCUCUGAUAUCCACCAACUGGACAGCACUUAAAAGUAACGACAAUGUAUCCUAUACACCAUGCGAUCGCCAGGGACAAAAGUGCACAUUGGACUCAAAGUAUAUUACCGGUAUUUCCCAAUAUUUCAAGGUUCAGGGUAAAAAUGUUUUGGGGGAGAGUACAUCAGCUAUCACAGAAGUGGACAUUUUUAAAUCUGUGAAGCUGAACCCUGUCAGAAAUGUCAAAGCUAUAGCAGUGAACAACUCAAUGAUCAGUUUGUCAUGGCAAGCAUCCCCCUCAGGAAGGAACAUCAUGGAGGAUUAUAUUUUAUCUACAGUGGGUCGUGGCCUGCAGUACAGGGUUGAAUACAGGAUUGAACCAGACAAUCACACAGUGGUUGUAUACCUGAAUAGAUCCAAAACCAUGAAUGCAACUAUAUAUUUGACCAAUGUUGCACCAGCAACAAACCAGUAUAACAUCAGCAUAGCAGUGAGACCGCAGGGAGGACUGUACUGGAGUUCACUGACGGUGGUCACAUGUGGAAAUUUAAGUGAGACCACUAUUUCAGAUUCAAAGAGUUCCUGGACACCUCUUCCUCAGAACAUGUCAGUUCUUUUAAUAGGGUUCAUUUUACCAAUUAUUAUUGUUGCUGCAAUUGUGAUUGCAUGUCUUGGAUUAUGGUUAAAGAGGAAAAUAUAUGGUACACUGGACAUUGAAGUACCAGAUAUUCCUCAUGAACCUGAUAUUACUACUGAUUCCCACUUGGCAUAUGAUUACAACAUGAAGUAUGACUCUUAUACGAGAGUCAGUAAUGCUGACAGUGGACUGGUCCAUGAUAGCAGCUUAUAUGAUGAAAAUAUCAGCCAUGACGAAAAUGAUCUAUCUUCUGCACUAGACACAUGUACUGCCAUCAGACAAAGGGAUAUAAGGACCCCACUUUUAUAUGAAAUAACAAACACAAAGCUACCACAAGACAGGGGUGUGAUAGAAAUAGAAAAGAAAGGAAUUUGCAUUGCUGACCAGAGUGGUUGUCAGUCCUGUGGUCGUAAAAACUCACUUUCACAUUUAGAUAUUAAGCAAGAAUCAUCUUCUGACCCAACACAAAAUAAAGUCUGGAAAGACAAAUGCAGAGACAUCAGUGGGCUAAAGAGUAAAGCCUCACAAAUAGAUCCAUGUAUUACAUGCCAUAAUUCUCUAUGCCUAAAAUUAAAUAACACACCCCAGGGAUAUUCAAGGUUUGACAUUCAAUAUGACCCUCAGGGUGGUGUGCCUGACAGCUCUGAUAGAUCAUCAUCGUUACCAUCCUCAGGUGACAUGUCUGACACGGAACCAGUGUCACCUGAUUCAGGAUAUAUUUCUUUUACAAAAUCUGAGAAUACACAUGCACUAACUACCAGUGGCCCUCUAAGAGAGAUGAUUGUAGGGGACAAACAAGAGUCAAUGUGGGAGAGUCCCCCAAGUUUGUUGAACUCUUCUUCAAAGUUUUUUGGGAGAAUGGAUCGAUCUACCUCAGAGGUUACAAUAUCAGAACAAGAGGCUUAUACAAAAAAACCUUCUAACAAACACUGGUUUUCUAUGUGCGAAAUUAAUAAAAAUGGAACUCAGGAUUUACAAUUUGGAAAUGAUGAAGAUGAAACUCGGUUUAAAAAUGGUUAUGUCAGCUGGACAUGCCUCUAAGAGCUCAUGACAGGUUGCCAGAUAGCUGUAUGAUUAUGUAACAUUCUGGACACAAACUAGACCUUCACCAGUAACUACAGUUGUAGCUCACUCUCUUUCUCCUUUUAUUGGGAACAGAUUUGUUUUGAGAUGCAUCAGAAAUUUUGAUGGAAUAUAUUUUGUAUAUUAAAUAUUUUUUGUUUUUUUUUAUUUUAUAGAUGGUGAAGUUAUACAUUUCUUCUGUAGUGUGUGUGUGUGUAUGUGUGUGUGUGUGUGGUGGUGGUGGAAGAGGGCACAUAUGCAAGGCUAAUCUUUUUUCAUUGUCCCAUUAGAAUUUUUAUAUACAGAUUUGGGAGGUCUAAAGGGGAGAGAGGUAUGUGACCCUAAAACCUUAUACCAUAAAUUCACCUAUAGGCCAGACAAGUUAAUAUGUUGGUUCACAACAGUGAUUGAUUGAUUUUUUAUGGAAAUCAAACUUUUUGUUGCACCCAUUUUUUUUACAAAUGGAAAAAAAACAUUGGGUAUACUAUUGGUUAUUCCAGGUUAAACCUUAAUAUGCUGUUGCUUUUGAUAACGUUUCAUCUGCCAGAUCUGUUAAUAUUGGUGGAUUAUGCAAAUUCAUUUUGUGUAAAACUUGGAUAAUCUAAACAAAUUGGCAGUAUCCAUUUUUGUAGCAUUAAAAAGGUAAUGUGGUUUGAAGUUUUUCAUGUGUUAUUUUUUAAAUAAAGACUCAUUAAAUUCUAGAAUUAUCAAAUGAAAAAAUAUGGCAUUGUACUGUACUACUAUGACUUACAAGGUCUCCUUCAUAAUUAA
Messenger RNA from Lingula anatina, 4007 nucleotides. RefSeq lists its product as uncharacterized. The record is from RefSeq and is a predicted model, not a curated record. Gene Ontology annotation, biological process: cytokine-mediated signaling pathway. NCBI's taxonomy places the organism in Eukaryota, Metazoa, Brachiopoda, Lingulata, Lingulida, Lingulidae. Gene Ontology annotation, molecular function: protein binding; cytokine receptor activity. Gene Ontology annotation, cellular component: external side of plasma membrane.